AUGAGUGCUGCUGUCGAGAUCAGGCCUCAGAACAGAGCUCCCCCUUGCAAGGUACCCUCAGGUCCUCCGGUGUCCGCACCCCCGCCCCCACCGCCGCCGCCGAGCAUUCAACCCGCUCCGAGAAUGACGCGGACCUCGAGCUGCUUUGAGCUGCUUCCCAAGCCCAUGUCUCGACUCCGAACCGUCAAUUGGAGCAAGAUCCCCGAGAACGUAGUCUGGACAAGCGGUGACUCGAACAUUUGGAAGGAAAUCCUCGACAAUCCAAAUCUUCAAGACGAAUUCGCUCACUUGGACCUGCAGGGGCUCGAACAGCUGUUCGCCCCGCGGAAAAUCCUCCGCAAGCAGGAGCUCGUGGAUGCUCGCUCCCCUUAUCUCUUGAAGGUCUCGCUAUUGGAUAAAUCGAGAGCGAUGCAGAUCGGUGUCGGCCUCCGGAGUUUGAAAAUAAAUUCCACAGUUCUACUGGAGCAUUUGAGGGAGUUCAAGGUCCCGAGGAAAUUAGUCGAGGGCUCGAAAGGAAAAGUGGCGAGGAAGUUCGAUGAGUUGGACCUUAGAACUUUGGAGGAUAUUAUGCCCACAGAUGAAGAGGUCCAAAGAUUGAAAGGUUUUACGGGCGCUGAGGAAGCUCUUUCGCCCGAAGAACGAUUCUGUUUGGAUAUCUCGCGCUUCCAGGAUUCCAGAAUCCACUUGGAAGCUCUAACCCUACACGAAUCAUUCGACCCCUUCACCGAAAGCCUGCGAAAGAAAUUGGAUUCUUUCACAAUGAGUGCGAAGUGGUUGAUGGAGUCCUCCUACCUGGCAGACUUCAUGAAGCGAUGUCUAGUCGCAGGGAAUUUCCUGAACAGCGGCAGUUACGCGGGGAACGCACCGGGAUUCCGGAUGAAGGACCUCUCGACGAUUGCCGAAUGCAAGUCCAAUCAAGCGGAUUUCACUCUAUUGGACUUUGUUGUGCGGGGUCUUGCGGAGCAUGACCGAGCGGGUUUAUUGCUCUUCCAUCGGGAAUUAUCUCAGAUCGAUGCUGCGAGACGGGUUUCUCUCGACGACGUGAGGGAGGACAUCGCGAGCUUCAGAGCGAGACUUCGUCGAGUGAAAAACGCGUUUGAAAAAAACGCUCCUGGUCUCCGGAUUCACAUGUCGGAUUUCGUAGAGAGCGCCGAGAGGAAACUGGAAACUUUCAGCGAGAGUCUGACUGCCGCGCAAGAUCUCACCGCGAAACUCGCGGCCUGGUUCUGUGAGGACCCGAAGACUUUUGAUGUGGAGGAAUGUUUCUCAGUUUUUCAUGCUUUGUGCCAAAAGCUCUCAGCCAGCAUCCAGCUCUUGAAUAAAAGCAAGGUCCCUCACCUAGUUCGUCCAUAUCAAGCUCUGACCACUAGAAUGAAACUCGUCCUAUUAUUGUUCGCCAUUUCCGCCAGAGCUGGCGGAGAUACUUUUUUUCCCGACCUCGAGGAAGAGAAGGCUGUCGUCAAAGACAAAGACUUCACUGCUUAUGCCAAGCUUCAUGGCAUGAACUUGAGCAUACAUGACGUCGUCACGCCCGACGGGUGGAUCCUGGAAGUUUGGAGGGUUCGGAACAUGGAGAUUUUCGACCCAGAAGUCUCGACACCAGUGAUCCUCGGUCACGGAUUCCUCGGAACUGCUUUCGAUUUCCUCUGGAACCUGCGAAACGAGAGCGCUGCGUUCAUCCUAGCGGACAACGGCUACGAUGUAUGGCUGCCUAAUUGGCGAGGGACCCACUUCAGCGAUCGUAUAUUGGAUGAAGGAAGACGGAGGAAGCCCACGGCUGAAGAGUACUAUCGCGGCGGUUGGCAGUACAUGGCCGAAUUCGAUUUCCCCUCUGUAAUCGAAGAAGUUCUCAGCACCACUGAGCAGUCCAAAAUUUACGUUGCUGGCCAUUCCAUGGGCGGAACGCUCAUGUCUGCUUUCCUCUGCACCAAUCAUACCUAUGACAGCCAGAUUUCUCACUUCGCGGCUUUGGCGCCAGUUAUGAGGUUCGGCUUCGACACUCCACCCCUUGUGCUCGCGGCCACCCUGAUUGUUCCUGUCAUCGGUCCCUUAUUGCCAACGUUCCUCUUCAAAUUGAUCUUAGGCAGACAGCUCUUUGCCUAUCCUGACGAGGACCUCAUAGCUCGCGCGAGAUCGGUGGUGUGCACGGUAGUUCCAGUCAUCUGUCACGCAAUCGUUUUCAUCGCAACAAGACGGGACGUGCAAACGCUGCGUUUCAUUGACCCUCAUAUGAACACGACCCGGAUAGACAUCUACGAGGCUGAAGAGCUGGGCGGGAUCGGUUUGAUUUCGGGUGUCGACUUCGUUCAGCAAAAAAGGGACGUCAUCUGGAGCGCAUUGGAUUGGUCCUCAACCUACCGCCAACCCGGAUUCACCAAUCAGGAAGAAUACGGAAGCGAAACGCCGACGCAAUACGAUUUCGCAGAUAUUGACGUUCCCGUCUCGAUGUUCUACGUGUACAAUGAUCCUUUCAACGGCCCUUCGUCCGCCCAAGGCGUAAUCGAUACGGUGCAGCCGACAUUCUCCAAAUUCAUCGACGGGAAUCGUCUGAGCCAUAAUGACAUUGUCUUGGCAUUCGACAGCCGCUGUUACAUCCUCGACGACGUGCUGGUUACGUUCGGCAAUCUGGAAAACGAGAUGGACGAAGCGCACAGGUCCUAUCGUUCCAGAGUCGAAAAUCAUUUGAGAGGGCUACCCUAUGAGAACGGCUGUGUUGGUAAAAGCAGCUGA
This is a messenger RNA of Galendromus occidentalis (western predatory mite), 2730 nucleotides long. RefSeq names its product formin-E. The transcript is spliced from 14 exons. Lineage: Eukaryota; Metazoa; Arthropoda; Arachnida; Mesostigmata; Phytoseiidae. The record is from RefSeq and is a predicted model, not a curated record. The coding region runs from base 1 to 2730 and encodes 909 amino acids.